Molecule: messenger RNA, 3404 nt
Organism: Sinocyclocheilus anshuiensis
Lineage: Eukaryota; Metazoa; Chordata; Actinopteri; Cypriniformes; Cyprinidae
Product: inactive tyrosine-protein kinase 7-like
Exons: 18
Biological process (GO): protein phosphorylation; dendrite self-avoidance; homophilic cell-cell adhesion
Cellular component (GO): plasma membrane; axon
Molecular function (GO): protein tyrosine kinase activity; ATP binding; cell-cell adhesion mediator activity
Source: RefSeq, a predicted model, not a curated record
UUAUUUGAGACCAGUAGCUAUUCUUUAGUAGGCCUACUUAUGCGGCUGUUUUAAAUAACGGUGGCUAUAAUAUGAAUGCAUUCGGUCACUUGAACAGAGUGAGAGUAACCUGUAAGAGACUGGUGUCAGCGCUCUCCCCUCACCUUCCUCAGCCCCGUAGAGCCCACCCACCCGAGAAACACGACUCCAGACCCAGCGCUGGCUCAAACACACGCUCAGAGGGGCUCUUUGUCUCCAUUUCGAGGAGAUUUCUGGCGAAUUCAGCAUGGAGCGCCUGACACAUCCAACCAAACCCACAGCUCCGCACUAACCGGUGUGAACUCCUGAAAGACCGACUCGCUUCGAGGAAACUGGAUUCUAGCGUUUAUACAGCCUGCGAUUGCAGUAUUUGUACAUACAUGAACGUUUGAGCCUUUAAUUAAUACCCGUCGCCUUUAUCGACCUAAACCAUGGGUUUCUGGACGAGAAGACGCGAGCGCAAAGUUCCGAGCGCCGCGCGUGUUUUCCUGGCGUUCACACUGAUCGCUGAAGUGAUCCUGGUGCAAGCCGCCUCUUUCUCUUUCACCAAGGAGCCAAAAUCCCAGGAUGCCUUGCAUGGGCGCAGUGCCAUGCUGCGGUGUGAAGUAAACGACCCUCAAGGUGUCAUCUAUUCCUGGAAACACAACGGAGAGAAGGUCACCGAUUCGGAGAGACGAUUCCUGGAAGGAGGCAACCUAAAAUUCACUGCCAUUGACCGAACACUUGACUCAGGAAACUUCCAGUGCUUUGCCUCAAAGAACAGCACUGGUGAAGAAUACCACACCGGCGAGACCUCAUUCAACAUCAAAUGGUUGGAAAGCGGCAUGGUGAGUCUGAAGAGUCCAGAAUCAGAGGCAGAGAUUCAGAGCUCCUCUCAAGUGGUACUACAGUGCAACAUAGACGGACACCCACGGCCAACCAAUCGCUGGCACAAAGAUGGAGCACUACUAUCAGAGAAGAGCUACAAAAUCAACAACAAAGACAGAACGCUUACACUGCCGAACGCCAGUCCUGACGACAACGGGGUCUACUACUGCUGUGUGAAAAAUGCAGCAGGCCAUGCGUGCAGCAAUGACAACUUCACCCUCAACAUCAUAGAUAAGAGUUUCCCUCAACCGGUGGUGAAGCCAGACGAUUUGGUAGUCAUGAGGAACGAGGAAGCACUUUUCCACUGUCAGUUCACAGCCGAACCGCUGCCUACCGUAGAGUGGUACCAUGAGAACGAGCCGGUGGCCAACAAGAGCCGCAUCUUCAUCCUGAGCAAUGGAUCCCUCUUAAUCACUCAGGUGAAGCAGCGAAACACAGGCCUGUAUAAAUGUGUGGCUCAAGGGCCCUGUGGCCCCCCUGUGUCUCUCGAGGCCUCGCUGCGAAUUGCAGAAAUCGAGGAAAUGAUGCCUAAACAGUCCCGAGUGUUCACCGCAGACUCUCUGGAGCGGGUGACGUGUCGAGCGCCCCACGGACACCCCGAGCCAGAGGUUUGGUGGGAAUACGCGGGACAGCGAGUUCCAGCCGAGGGACGAGUGCGCCAGGACGGACUAGACCUGAUUUUCUGGCCCACUCGUGGCGAAGACUCAGGAACCUACACCUGUUUUGCACAAAACAAGGCUGGACAGAGGAAACAAGAGUUGACUGUCACUGUCGCAACCAAACCGGAGUGGAUCCAGAAACCCGCGGACAGUCAGCUGGAGGAGGGGCGCGCUGGAUACCUGCACUGCCACACACGCGCCACACCUGAACCCGAGGUCACAUGGUACCGCAACAUGCAGCCAAUCAGCGCAGAGGACGUUCGCUUCAAGCUCUUCUCGAAUGGCACGCUGUGUAUAAAUAACGUGGAGGUGUACGAUGGCCACCUGUACAGCUGUGAGAGCAAAACGGAGGCGGGAAAACUGAACGCCCAGGCGCGGGUAUAUGUGCUUGAGCGUCUGAAGUUCACGCCGACGCCGCAGGCCUACCAGUGCCUGGAGCUCAAUAAGGAAGGACACCUGCAGUGUUCAGCCAAGGGCCGACAGACCCCGACCAUCCGCUGGCUCAGGACAGACGGCAGUGAUAUCCCUGCGUGGGUGGAGCAGAAGGGCGGCACGCUGCACUUCAGCACCGUGACGUGGGCGGACGCCGGGAACUACACCUGCCUCGCCUCCAACAGCCAGCAGGGAGAGAUCAGAGCCGUCGUCCAGCUCACCGUCGCAGUUUAUGUGGCGUUUAAGCUCAAGCCGGAGAAUAUGACAGUAUAUCAGGGACACACCACAGUGCUUCACUGUCAGGCCACUGGAGACCCUCUUCCCUUUAUCCAGUGGAAGAAAAAAGACAAAUUUCUGGAGGCAGACAAGAGCAGAUUCCAGAAGAUGCCCAACGGCUCUCUGGUGGUUCAUGACGUCAGCACGGAGGACACAGGAAGCUACACCUGCAUCGCAGGAAACAGCUGUAACAUUGCACACACUUCAACAGAGCUUUACGUUGUUGAAAAACCAGUUCAGCACUCAUUAGCAGAUGAUGAAAAGACCCCUUACAAAAUGAUCCAGACUAUCGGUCUGUCGGUGGGGGCGGCUGUGGCCUACAUCAUCAUCGUGCUGGGCCUCAUGUUUUACUGCAAGCAGAGGCGCAAUGCCAAGAGAGUCCAUAAGGGGCAGGAUGGAGACGAGCAAGAGCUGGAAUGUCUCAACGGAGACGUCCAACAGAACGGCCACACCACAGCAGAGAUCCAGGAGGAGGUGGCGCUCACCAACAUGGCAGCCAGCGGGAUCAACAAACGCCACAGCAGUCACGACAAGCUCCACUUCCCCCGAAACAACCUGCACACCAUCACCACCCUGGGUAAAGGAGAGUUUGGUGAAGUGCUGCUGGCUAAAGCGAAGGCCACUGAGGAUGAGGAGGAGACGGUAGUGCUGGUGAAGAGUCUGCAGGCACGCGACGAGCAGAUGCAGUUGGAUUUCCGUCGUGAGUGUGACAUGUUUGCUAAGCUCAGCCAUGCUAAUCUCGCUCGUCUGAUGGGCAUCUGUCGAGAAGUGGAGCCGCACUACAUGAUAAUGGAGUACACUGAUAUGAUCCAGGAGGAGGUGGCGCUCACCAACAUGGCAGCCAGCGGGAUCAACAAACGCCACAGCAGUCACGACAAGCUCCACUUCCCCCGAAACAACCUGCACACCAUCACCACCCUGGGUAAAGGAGAGUUUGGUGAAGUGCUGCUGGCUAAAGCGAAGGCCACUGAGGAUGAGGAGGAGACGGUAGUGCUGGUGAAGAGUCUGCAGGCACGCGACGAGCAGAUGCAGUUGGAUUUCCGUCGCGAGUGUGACAUGUUUGCUAAGCUCAGCCAUGCUAAUCUCGCUCGUCUGAUGGGCAUCUGUCGAGAAGUGGAGCCGCACUACAUGAUAAUGGAGUACACUGACAUG